AUGGACCCCGUCAUCAUAACGCCCGAUGACGUAGCUGAGGCGGUCCGUAGGGCCCCGAACUGGAAAAGUCCGAGACUCGACGUACUGCAUGACGGGUUAGUGGUGUGUCACGCUGUGCUCACCCGACAGUUUCAAGAGGCUCUCGACCAAAAGUCGCUCCCGAGCCUCUUCCCUACUGGGAUCACUCAUUUGGUUCCUAAAGAUCGGGAUUCCAUAGAUCCGAGCAAAUACCUCCCCAUAACGUGUCUACCUAUCAUAUACAAGACACUAACAUCCAUUUUGAGCGCGAGAAUCACUCGUCACCUGAACUCAAAUCAGGUGAUGUCGCGCGCUCAGAACGGAUGUAGGUGUGGUGGUCGUGGAAGCAAGGAACCACUCCUCAUUGACGCGGUCAUUGGCAAGGUGGUUAAACACAACCGUCGGAACCUCUCCGCCGCCUGGAUAGACUACAAAAAGACAUUCGAUUCGGUGCCUCAUACAUGGCUUAAGAGGGUCUUCGAGUUGUACAAGGUUAACUGUACAGUUCGAGACUUCCUCGAGCAGUGUAUGGGGCAGUGGAGUACGAUUCUUUGUCAUCUAGGCAGCGGAUGA
Molecule: messenger RNA, 591 nt
Organism: Parnassius mnemosyne (clouded apollo)
Lineage: Eukaryota; Metazoa; Arthropoda; Insecta; Lepidoptera; Papilionidae
Source: the annotation of a GenBank genome assembly